Rhipicephalus sanguineus (brown dog tick) is the source of this 973-nucleotide messenger RNA. RefSeq names its product pseudouridylate synthase TRUB1. Gene Ontology annotation, biological process: mRNA pseudouridine synthesis; tRNA modification. Bases 88 to 918 code for a protein of 276 amino acids. The record is from RefSeq and is a predicted model, not a curated record. Lineage: Eukaryota; Metazoa; Arthropoda; Arachnida; Ixodida; Ixodidae. Gene Ontology annotation, molecular function: RNA binding; pseudouridine synthase activity. The transcript is spliced from 7 exons. Gene Ontology annotation, cellular component: mitochondrion.
AACGUAGCUUGCGCGUGCACGAAAGGACGUUUGCUUUCGGUUGCCUAUUUUUCUUGACAGUCCAUGUUAUGCUACUUUUGAAAAAAAAUGAGCGCAUCAUCUCUUGUUUGUAAACGACUGCUGCCAAAAGAUGCUAGAAAGUUAUUGCGUGCAGUAUUUCCUGUGCUUAAAGAGAAAGAUGAAGAUGUAAGGGACAUCACUGAGAAGCUGAAGCUGGUAUUCAACCACGAUUUAGACAUUCGGCUUAACGCUUAUGGCAUUAACGUCUCUCCAAUUGGGCACUUGGAGACUUCUGCAAGAGGUGUGAUUGCCUAUAAUGUGGGAACAGGUGAUGGUAUCUCACGCUGGCUGCGACUUUCCAACAGGAAGUUUCUCGUGAAGGGAUACUUUGGUGUUGAAACCUGCACUUAUAAUUCCCUGGGACGUGUUGUUGGGACAGCGCCAUACGAUCACAUCACAGAAGAAAAGUUGAUGCAGGUAUUCCCACAGUUCCUUGGUGAAAUCAAACAGGCAGUCAACCCUCCUGAAGCGCCUCCACAUGAUGCAGACAAGGUUGCCAAACGAGACCAUGUUGCCAUCAUGGAGCAUCUGGCUGUCUGUCAUAGCAUCAGAUGUUCAGAGCUCUGUCUGCCUCACUUUUCACUAGAAAUAGUGUGUGGGCCAGGCUUUUCACCUCGAGUAUUUGUGCACGACUUGGGGAAAGCAUUAGGUAGUUGUGCACAUGUGAUGCACAUGGAGCUGACACAGUAUGGUCCCUUCACCCUUGAGCAUGCACUGCCAAGCUACAGGUGGUCAUGGGAAGAAGCCAAAGCAACCUCUGAGAAGCUGCACACCCUUUGGUACACCCAUGUUGGAGAUGUUCGAAAUGAAAUGAAAGGCACCGCAGACCGCUUUAAGAAUGUCGCCAGGUACUUUUAAGACAAAUAGGAAGUGUAUAGGUUAACAAUAAAUUAUGCUAGGUUAAUCCUUGGCA